AUGCCACGUACAAAGAGACAACAGUUUGAUUCUAUUGACCCAUCCAAUGCUCCUUCAACAUCAAAUCAGAAUCGUAACUGUCAAUCAUCAUCUCAGGCUGCUUAUCGCUCUACUAUGCUUCGUACUUCAUCAGUUAAUGCCUCUUCUUACAUAGAUAAUGGUGACUGCAACAACAUCUGUGAAUUUUGUGGUGCUUGCUUUUGGUAUGACGAGCGUGUGGUUUCUGCUUCUAAUAAUCAACGUCCAAAGUACAUGCAAUGUUGCAAAGGAGGUCGUGUGGCUAUCCCGUUUCACACACAACUUCCUGCAGCAAUUGUGGGAAGGUAG
This is a messenger RNA of Lactuca virosa, 327 nucleotides long. The record is from the annotation of a GenBank genome assembly. NCBI's taxonomy places the organism in Eukaryota, Viridiplantae, Streptophyta, Magnoliopsida, Asterales, Asteraceae.